This is a messenger RNA of Trichoderma citrinoviride, 1212 nucleotides long. RefSeq names its product GroES-like protein. The transcript has 5 exons. Gene Ontology annotation, biological process: D-sorbitol catabolic process. NCBI's taxonomy places the organism in Eukaryota, Fungi, Ascomycota, Sordariomycetes, Hypocreales, Hypocreaceae. The coding region runs from base 1 to 1212 and encodes 403 amino acids. Gene Ontology annotation, molecular function: zinc ion binding; L-iditol 2-dehydrogenase (NAD+) activity. The record is from RefSeq and is a predicted model, not a curated record.
AUGGUCUUAACAACCAUUUCCCGCGACGAUGCUUUUGUUGCCUCAGAUAUCAAGGACAAGAUAAUCCAGGCUCCACGGCCCAAUCCGUCACUACAAGCAACAGCCGACCACAACCUCAAGCUGGUUGAAGCACCGGUAUUCGAACCUGGGCGCGGAGAAGUCUUGCUGCACAUAAGAGCUACUGGAAUCUGCGGAUCGGAUGUUCAUUUCUGGAAGUCUGGGAGAAUAGGCUCGCUCGUCUUUGAAGGAGACUGCAUCUUGGGACACGAAGCGGCUGGUGUUGUGCUCAAGUGCGGAGAGGGGGUGACAAACCUCAAGCCUGGCGACAGAGUUGCCAUCGAGCCAGGCGUUCCUUGCGGAGAAUGUUUCCUCUGCUUGGACGGCCGGUAUAACCUCUGCGAAGAUGUCAAGUUCUCUGGCGUCUAUCCGUAUCCAGGCACAAUCCAGCGGUACAAGACCCAUCCAGCCAAAUGGCUUCACAAGCUUCCGAGCAACAUCUCCUUCGCCGAGGGCGCCCUCCUCGAGCCUCUGAGCGUUGUCAUCCACGGCAUCCGAACGGCCGGCCUCAGCCUUGGUUGCGGAACAGUCAUAUGCGGUGCCGGUCCGAUUGGCCUCAUUGCUUUGGCUGCCGCAAGAGCAUCUGGCGCUCAUCCAAUCGUCAUCACAGACAUUGAGCCCAAGAGGCUGCAGUUUGCUAGGGAGUUUGUUCCCUCCUGUCGGACUUACCAAGUAGAUCCCUCCCUAAGCGCCGAGGAGAACGGGCGCAGUAUCCGGCAGCUGUUCCGGAAUACUGUUACCGGAGCUUUGCAAGACGGCAAAGAAGAGGUCCUUGAGGAGUAUUUUGCGCCACGGACGGUGCUCGAGUGCACUGGCGUAGAAAGCAGCGUGUGUACCGCAGCUUUUGCCGUGCGACGGGGAGGCACCAUUUGUGUUAUCGGGGUUGGGAAAUCGAUCAUGAACAACUUGCCCUUUAUGCACAUUUCUCUUGCCGAGAUUGAGCUCAAGUUUAUCAACAGAUACCGGGAUACGUGGCCGGCGGGAAUAGCAUGUCUGAGCGGAGGAAUCCUCGAUCUAAAGCCCCUGGUAACCCACGUCUUUCCCCUGAAGGAUGCAGUUGACGCUUUGCAUCUGGCCGCCGACGCUCGAAAUGGGAGCAUCAAGAUUCAGAUUGUAGACGAAGCUGACGAGGACCUGCUGCAAUGGAACUCGUAA